GAGCUGACAGCCACGGAGGAGAAGGAGCCCCCACCAGACUGUCCCCUGGACAGUGAGCAGCUGGGCCGUAGCACCUGGGCCUUCCUGCACACCAUGGCAGCCUACUACCCUGACAGCCCCACAAGGGCGCAGCAGGAGGAGAUGAGGGACUUCAUCCACCUCUUCUCGAAGUUUUACCCCUGCCAGCACUGCGCUGAGGACCUGAGGGACAGACUACAGCAAAACCAACCUGACACAAGCACCAGGAACAACUUCUCCCAGUGGCUGUGCCUCCUCCACAACGAAGUGAACAGGAAGCUGGGGAAGGCUGAGUUUGACUGCUCCCGUGUGGAUGAACGCUGGAGGGAUGGCUGGAAGGAUGGGAGCUGUGAUUAG
Messenger RNA from Acanthisitta chloris (rifleman), 375 nucleotides. RefSeq names its product growth factor, augmenter of liver regeneration (gene GFER). Gene Ontology annotation, molecular function: flavin-dependent sulfhydryl oxidase activity; flavin adenine dinucleotide binding. Lineage: Eukaryota; Metazoa; Chordata; Aves; Passeriformes; Acanthisittidae. Gene Ontology annotation, biological process: liver development. The annotation marks the transcript as partial. Gene Ontology annotation, cellular component: mitochondrion. The record is from RefSeq and is a predicted model, not a curated record. The transcript is spliced from 2 exons.